Messenger RNA from Nerophis ophidion (straightnose pipefish), 3470 nucleotides. Its product is annotated as acyl-CoA-binding domain-containing protein 5-like. The coding region runs from base 165 to 1928 and encodes 587 amino acids. The transcript has 16 exons. Gene Ontology annotation, cellular component: peroxisome. Gene Ontology annotation, biological process: fatty acid metabolic process; autophagy of peroxisome. Gene Ontology annotation, molecular function: fatty-acyl-CoA binding. The record is from RefSeq and is a predicted model, not a curated record. Lineage: Eukaryota; Metazoa; Chordata; Actinopteri; Syngnathiformes; Syngnathidae.
GCUUCCCAUGAACACUUGCGGUUUAAAGCCCCUUUCUCUGGGCUAUUCUCCCACGAUGCUGUUUAAAAACUACAUUUCCCAGCUUGAUAGCGCUUCCGUUUCUAUAAUCUAAAUGUACAUUUUGGAGCACAUUUUAUGGUGAGGACUAUCGUGUGGACGCUCACAUGGCGCAGGAGGAGGACCAACACACCCUGCGGGCGAAAUUCUAUGCUGCGGUUAAAGUCAUCUGCAGCCUGCCGAACGAAGGUCCCUUUCAGCUGUCGGACGACAUGAUGCUGAUGUUCUUUAGUUACUACAUGCAGGCCACCUCGGGCCCUUGCAGCUACGCAAGACCGUUUGGGUUCUGGGAGUCGCAAGAGCAAGCGAAAUGGGAUGCAUGGAGUUCUUUGGGAAAUAUGACCAAGGAGGACGCCAUGAAGCACUAUGUUGAAAAAAUCCAGCUGAUUUUGGAGACCAUGCCCGUCUCAAAUGAAGUCGCCGAGCUGGUGCAGAAGCUCGGCAAUUUCUACACGGACGUGUUCGAGGACGAAGGCGAAAGGGAUGAGAUGGACAGCAGACUUUUCGCAGGGCCCUUUGCACAAAGAGCAGAUGAGCUGCUCACUCCGAGGAAACCUGCAAUGGAAGGCUACGGAGAUCUGUGGAAUGAUAUACAGGACGUUCAAGAAAAGGAGCGUGUUAGCAGCGUGAGCUUCGAUCCGGGCCAGGAUGCUAAUGAAUAUCUGGGAGAAGAGGACAUACGCGAAGAAAAUGAGACUGACAAUGAUGAAGACAAGUCGGAUCACAAAGAGUGGAGCCUUGAGGAGAAAGAGUGGCGAUGUGACACCAGGACUUACAGCAGCGGCUUGGAGCUGAGCAUGUCCUCCUCCACUAACACCCACAGCUCCCUCAACAGCGAGGUGGAGGAGGAGGAGCUGGUGUGCUUUACUGAGCCCAGCAUACGUUGUAGCCCUGCCGACAUGCGAUUUAAUGGACCUGUGAGCGAUUCUGAUCAUGAGGAAUUUUGUGACUCCAAUGAGCAUCGAGCCGUGGACAAGACGCUUCCUACAUCCGCCGUAUCUCCAGCGAGGGAACAAGAGCUUUGGUUUGAGAGUUCCUCCGCUCUUAAAGCAGAAGAUGGUUCCCUCCUCAGAAGGGAGUCCCGCCUUCAAGAACCCCACAACGCGACUUUCAAAAGAGACUCCCCGAUGACCGCGUGCAACUCCCAGUCGUGGUCGCCGGCCCGUGACGCCGCGUCGCCGUGCGCAGGCUCCAGCGGCGCUUCCUGUGGGAACGUCAACGAGCAAAUCGCCGCGGCUCUGUUCAGGCUGCAGGACGACAUGACCCACGUGCUGCACCGCCUGCACACGCUGGAGGAGCUCAGCGUGGCGCAGGUGAAGGAGGUGAGUCCUACAGCAAAUUUUAAGACGCUUCCUACAUCCGCCGUAUCUCCAGCGAGGGAACAAGAGCUUUGGUUUGAGAGUUCCUCCGCUCUUAAAGCAGAAGAUGGUUCCCUCCUCAGAAGGGAGUCCCGCCUUCAAGAACCCCACAACGCGACUUUCAAAAGAGACUCCCCGAUGACCGCGUGCAACUCCCAGUCGUGGUCGCCGGCCCGUGACGCCGCGUCGCCGUGCGCAGGCUCCAGCGGCGCUUCCUGUGGGAACGUCAACGAGCAAAUCGCCGCGGCUCUGUUCAGGCUGCAGGACGACAUGACCCACGUGCUGCACCGCCUGCACACGCUGGAGGAGCUCAGCGUGGCGCAGGUGAAGGAGUCAAGGUCAUCUUCAUUGAGGUGUGAGGACUCUCUACCUGCAGCACACAAGUUCCGGAAACCUUCCUGGUGGCCAUUUGACCAUUCGCCGGUUACCGUGGUGAUGACCGCACUCUGGCCCGCGAUUGCAUAUGGACUAGUCCAGCUUUAUUCACGCCGGAAAAGACGGAAAAUGACUUGAAUUCAUCCCGGGACUUCACAUCAUCGAGUUGGAAAAAGCUUAAAAUCCAAUACUCCAGAGAUGAGAGUAUUGUGAGCGCGUUAGAAAGAUUUGGAUUUCAGCGUCAUGUGUCGACAUUUUCAGUAGUCGUAUUUUUUAAUGUAUAUUUAAUUUAGCUUUAAUAAUUAGUAUACUUUCAGGAUAUAUUUUCUGCAACUGUUGCAUACGUAAGCAUUUAUAUGCAUUUUUACUCAGAAAAACAAACAUUGAAUUUUCAAAUGAGGAAAACUCAAAUGAACUGAUUAUAUACCCGAAUUAGAGUCAAUGGUUAUUUAUUCUUUUACUGUAAUUCGACGGGAAAAAAACGGAAUAUUUGUAAAGUAGUUUUUAGAUUUUACAUUGCAGUAGUUUUGUUCGACAGAAACAUAAUAAAGACAAUCUUUAUAUAGUAUUUUAUGAUCUAUUUUAUUGUUUGUUGCAUUGUCAACAAGAAACACACCAACCAGAGACUCUAACUGGGCUGUUUUCCACCAAAGAUUUAGUCCAAUCUGAGUUGUUAGAUUUUGCUAUUUGUGACAAUCAGUUGACUCUUUGGUUAUGGAUGUAAAUCAAAAGGUACUUAGGAAAGGAAUGCAGCCUUUCAUUAAAGUAAACAAAAUAAACUUGUCAUUUGUUACUUUAUUUACCUCGUAAAGGUCUGAACCAGUUUGUGAGGUCCGCUCUGCCGCACAAGAGAACAUCAUACUUGAUUAAAUAGGAGUAAGUAAAAGUCACAAUGAUGGAUUUAACGUCCAACGAUACGACUGUGAAGUUGAAUCUUCUUCUAUAUGAAGACCGUCCUAGACUGUCGUGUACCUAGUAACCGGGGCCCGCUCCUCCCUAUACGCAGGUCAUGUACUCUGCGUAGGUCUCUUUUAUCUAUGGGGGCCCUUUUCUGCGUUAAUAAGAACAUGUCAAAUGUAGUUUUGUUCCACAGAAACAUAAUAAAGACAAUCCUUAUGUAGUAUUUUAUGAUAUGUUUCAUUGUUGAUUGCAUUGUCAAGAAGGAACACACCAACCAGAAAUUCUAAAUGGGCUGUUUUCCACCAAAGAUUUAGUCAAAUCUGAGUUGUUAGAUUUUGCUCAUUGCGACAAUCAGUUGACUCUUUGGUUAUGGAUGUAAAUCAAAAGGUACUUAGGAAAGGAAGGCAGUCUUUCAUUAAAGUAAACAAAAUAAACUUGUCAUUUGUUACUUUAUUUACCUCGUAAAGGUCUAAACCACAGUUUGUGAGGUCCGCUCUGCCGCACAAGAGAACAUAAUACUUGAUUAAAUAGGAGUACGUAAAAGUCACAAUGAUGGAUUUAACGUCCAACGAUACGACUGUGAGGUUGAAUCUUCUUCUAUAUGAAGACCGUCCUAGACUGUCGUGUGCCUAGUAACCGGGGCCCGCCCCUCCCUAUACGCAGGUCAUGUACUCUGCAUAGGGCUCCUUUAUCUAUGGGGGCCCUUUUCUCCGUUAAUAAGCAUAUGUCAAACGUAGUUUUGUUCCACAGAAACAUAAUAAAGACAAUCUUUAUGUAGUA